This is a messenger RNA of Hydractinia symbiolongicarpus, 5764 nucleotides long. RefSeq names its product microtubule-associated protein futsch-like. The coding region runs from base 3018 to 5339 and encodes 773 amino acids. The transcript is spliced from 2 exons. The record is from RefSeq and is a predicted model, not a curated record. Lineage: Eukaryota; Metazoa; Cnidaria; Hydrozoa; Anthoathecata; Hydractiniidae.
CUCUGAUUGGUUUAGCAUAGUCUUUUAGCGGGAAAUUUAGUUACAAACCAAUAUCAAAAUGCAGAAUGGAAAAUAUUUUGUCGUAGCUCUUUGUUUUGUUCGUGGAAAUCUGUCUUUAUCUGACAAAAUAAAAUUAAAAAUACCUGGCCAGGUAAAAAGACUCUUUUGAAUAAUUUUUUUUACGUAGUACAAAACUUAUUAUUAGUGCGAAAUAUCAUUUUUCUGGCAUUUGUGUGGAAUUUAUUAGUGCAAUUGUUACCCAAAUUCGCAGUGAAAAGUUUUUUAUUCUGCUUGCUUUUGUUCUCGCACUUUUAAGGUGGCUUUUUGUAUUUUUUGAUAACGGUUGAUUUUCUUUUGAUUUGAUCAUCAUGUUUCAAUAGAUUACUCAACGUGAACGAUUUCCAUUUUUUAAUAACUAACACAAAUGACAGAAUAAGAUCGCUAAGGGUGCUUGUUUAACGGAGACUUUGGCGGGACUUUUAAAUUUAAAUCAAACCAAAAAAUGUAUAUUCAAGUAAGACGUAUUUUUUGUAUGCCAGCAAAAGAAAAACUUAUAUUUUAAAAACAAACGAAUGAGCUCCCUUUAAACACGCCUUGUUUUCGACGGACGAGGUUUUAUCUGAAAGGGGCGUUUAUUUGGCAGAGGGCGUUUAUUCAAUCGUUUUCUAUGAAUAGUAUUUAGGUUGUAUUAUGGAGAGUCAAGUACGCAACAGACACCACUCUGAAGAGCAAUUGUAAUUUGAUUUUUAAAUAUAUUCUUGAGGAUUUCUUUACACUAAAUUCCAUAAAAAGCAAAAUCUUGAAAAACUUUGAAGUGCCGCGAGUUUCUGUCAAUAUAACCAAAAAAUCUAAUUUAUUUUUUGGCGUGCUAAUUUCUUUCGUAAGAUUUUAACAAGUUUGCGUCAAAACCAACCUCAGUCUCGGGUUGUUUUAUUCACAGCAUCACAUAGUGAAUAACGCCUUGGGAACGAAAUUGAAUCAAAGACAACCUACUCGUUUUUGAGCUGAAUUUCUUGAGUUUCCUGUGAGUUUUUUUUUCUAAUACAAUGGAGAAACUUGUCACAAUAAAUAUUCUAGUGUUACUGAGAAGUUUUUUUAAGAAGAAAAUAACUGUAACAUAAGUUGUUCCACUACUAACUAAAAUUCAAAUCUCUUUAAACAAACAAUUUAAAAUUAAGCCUCAGGUAAUUAUUCCGACUGUAUUUUCGACCAACCUGGAUUCUAGGUUGUCAAAGAAUUACAUUCAGAUAGGGGAUAAAAAGACAUGAAAUCAAAGUUGUCUCACUAAAAGUAAUAACAUGCAUCUAUUAACUUGUUAGUUUAAAUGCUUGAUAGAUAAGAUGCUAUCGCAAAUUUAUUUAUUUUUAUCUUUUCCUCUCUCUAUCCAAGCAUUUAUAAUCCAUCUAAAAUCAGCUAACGAUCUUACGUACAUCAGAGCGAUGAAAUUUCUUCAAUAGCUAACCUUUUUCUUCAAACCCGUUACAAUUAAGUUUUUCCCACAUAGGAGUUUUAUGACGCACAUAACAUUGUUGAGGCAGUUAACUGAUAUCCUCAGGAACGAAUAGCUCUAUAGUGCUUGAAGGCAAUAGAGAAAAAAUCUCUUUCGAAAUAUCCAUAAUGUUAAGGAGAUAUGAGAAGAUUACGUGCUGCGCGACUUUUGUCAACGUAGAGCAUCAUUGGUUUGAUUCUUGUGUAUGACAACUUUCACUUCAAUUCCCUUAUCCAAAGUUACCUAUUGUGUUAAUUCUUGUUUUGUGUUGAGUUAAAUGGUUCUUUCAAUUCCAUGAAGUAGUUUGACUAGCGCUUGACAAUUAUUUUAUAAUAAGUUAGAGAUUGUUGAUUGUGUUUUUGUUGUUCAUACAUUCGUACAACGGUUUAAACAUUUAUCAGCUCGAUGUUGCAGGAUAUGGAGGUGACUACAUUUGCACUCUUUUGUGACAGGUAGGUUUUAUUUUUACCGACAGAAUUGCAACAACGUCUCCUUUGUUGACGUCGUUGUUAUGCACUGGUUAUGGUUACUACCACUGCGUGCUGGUUGCUAUGGAGGACCCAUCAUGUCAACUUAUAUUUUUUUGCUUGUUCAUUCAAAACUUUAGUUUUGUCUAUCGUCAUUAUUCUCCAAUACUAAUUAUAAAUAAGCUGAAGGAAAAAUUCAAGUUAAUCCUACCCCAGCCACCAACCGAAAACUGUGUUGUACAAACAGACCACUUUAAAGUUAAAAAAGUCGCGCCAGGUCGCUGGGUAGAUAGGAACACUUAACAAAAACAAAUGUUUCUUUUGAAAAUUUAAAACCGUGUGAGGCGAGAUGUUUAUUUUGGAUUAAAACGAUUUAUCGGGCUGUUACAAUGAUAAAAUUCGUAACAUUUAAAGAAUGUAUGUACCAUCUGGCUAAACAUGGAUAGUUUUUUAUUACUCUUUUUUAGAAGGUACAAUUUUUAUACUACAAAUUUUCUUCAUUUUUGUAAGUUACAAGUUUAGAUAUUUCUGGCCUAAGUGGUGAUUCUGAAGUUUUGAAAUUUGUUUUAUUGCUUUCUUCUAGGCAACAUAAUACUUCGUCAGGCAUUCUCAAUUAGUCAUAUGUUAUUAAUGAUAUCUGCCUGUGACAAUAACGUUUACUCGUUAGCUUAAAGUGAUUAUUUUUAUAUAUAAAAGUUAAUUAUCGUCUAUAUCCUUUUUUAUUAUAUAUUAAUCUUUCUUUUUUUAAUUUGUUGACAUUGUUUGACAUUUUUCAUAUUUUGAUGUGUUUGUGAUUAAUUGCUUCUCUCAGUUAGUGCAGUAAGUUAUAUUAUUAUGCUUCAUAAAAUAUCGAAGUUUUGAUAACAUCAGAGUUAGCCAGAGAGUCAUAUGUGUGAAGAAUGGUUAGGUUUCUUUUAGACUGUUUUACUGAAACUUUGGUUUUAUAAAAAAAGAAGUAAGCUAUAGGACAUUAGUGAACUCAUCUCCAGUCUGAAGUAUGAUGAUUGGCUAUCAUGUUAUUGUCUAGGAAGUGUGCUGAAAUUGCUUAGUUAAAGAAUUUGAUGUUUAUUUCAGAAAUUGCUUACCUUGUUAGUUUUAUGGUCUACUUUAGAAUGUCUUGUCGUUAUAGAAACCAUUUGGUGACCAAACAAGAAGCCCUGAUGCGUGUGUUACAUGAAAACAAAACUAGGAAGAUUCAAACAGAAGAAAAACCCAUGACGGAUUGUCCCGUACGAAGAAAAUGGUUUUUUAAUGUGCAAGAAUACGCUGAUGUGAUUUGUGAUAGCGACACAAGUGAUGUUUUAUCUGAAGUCAGUGGCACUGCGACGGAGGGUGGUUAUUUAUCAGACGUGUCGGAGAGUUUGUUUACAUUACGUGAUAACGCCGAAAAAACAAAUAGCAGAAAACGAAGGACAAAAGGAGAGCUAGACAACAGGCGUCACUCUAAAUUAACGUCGACAUCCGAAACUGAUGAUUUUGACUCGUCUCCUAAAUUCGUUCGAAAAGUGAGAAAUAAAGAACCAAAAAACACAGCUAAUAAUUAUGAUUACAAAAACACGGACGAUGGUAAGCUUCUAUAUGCUUUAGAAGACGACUUACAGAAACGUUGCUCAUGGACCGAUUCUGGUGUAUCUUUGUCUAGAACUGACCAAUCUAGAUCGGGAACGAUAAGAAAUGAUAAAUCACCUUCCCCUCCCAAAUUAGAAUCGCCACGUGCAAGAAAUAUCAAUAGAGACCAAAUGAUCCGAAUCCGUCUUUUCCUAGCUGAUGAAAACCCUGAAGAUCUUGACGGCGAUUCGUCGUUUAAGGAAACGGAUGCUGGCGAAUUGUCCGAGAAAGGAUACUAUGAAAGCGAGACAAUUUUGGCACCGAAUUUUGUGAAACGACGAAAUAAAAACAAUGAGAAACAGGAUCACGAUUUUAAUAGAUUUUCAGUGAUUACCGAUAAAAGUUCUUUAACAAACGUCACAAUUUUAUCAAGAAAUCCAUCAAUAUCAUCCAUUAUAUCAUCUCUCAGUGAAUGUACGUCAGUGAAUUACACAACAUCUGCAACCGAAACAACUAAACAACCGGAAACCGAUGAAGAAAGUGCGGAGGAACAAAACGAAGAGAUAUCGGAGGAUAACUACGAAGACGUUAAUACAAUGAAAACUGAAAUUUCUAUUAAUACAAAAGAGACUCAAAUAGUAAAUCAGUUGAUACAAAAUGCAAAAAUGAUGGAGGAAAAGCAAGUUAGUAAUUUAAAGGAGAGUAAGCUUCCUAAUUUUCAUGGUCAGUCUUCCUGUGAAAAUCGAAAAAGAAGCAAAAGCAUUUUAUCAGGAUUAAAGAAAGUUAAAGCACAGUUAAAACCGAGAUUUUUAAGUUCAAAACAUUAUAAAGAUGCAUCGUCAGAAUUCUUAUACGCAAAGACGGAGAAAGAAAAGAACAAUGCCGCUUUUGAUGAAUUAACCGCUCAUGUUUUUGGAAAGCUAAAGCAACUUCAAGUAUCUGAAUCGAAUAAUUCCAUUUCAAGAGCGGUGAGUGAUUCGUCUUUACAUAAAAUACAGAACAGUUCAGCAGAUGAAUUGCAGAAGAGAGAGAAACAAAUGUUAGAAAAAUUAGGGUCCAGACCUUCUAAACAAAACAGUUUUUUAAAGAAAAUAUUUCGAAGGUCUAGGUCAUACUCCGCCGAACGAAUCAUGCAAAAGUCAAAACAAAAAGCUCUACCCAGUGAGUAUUCAAGUGCACAGUCGAUUCCUGAUCAACUUAAUACGACAAGAACAGACAAUGAACAAGUAAAUUCUUUCGAACACACUGGCUUUAAUCAAAUAUGUUCAUCGAAAAGUUCAAAUGACAUUGACUCUUUUAACCAAAAAUAUAUACCGUAUGAUCACCAUGUACGUUUACAACAUCGAGUUGAAUACUCCAGUAGUGAACAUCUUCCAAGUGUUCGAAGUUUAACAUCCAUAAAUGACGGCAGUUCUAGCGUAGUAGCAAAACCACGUGCAAAGAGUACGCCAAACACGCCGGUAACGAUCAGAUCGGCACCAAGUCCAUCUUAUGAAAUAUAUGGUUUGAACUCAUAUGAGAACGAUUGUGAUUGUGACGAAUGUAAAUAUGCAGAUUAUUUAGAUUUCUUAGCGUUUCAACAAUUUCGACGAAAUGGUGGAUUUAACAAUAUUUUUCAGCCUUCGUAUCACACGCCGUCGAGUUCAAAUUAUUACACAACCACGCCACCAUAUUUAAUGCAUGCCACGAAUUUACAAUCGUAUCCAAUAAACUUCGAACAUGAGAGUUUGUAUACAGAGAAACAAGACAAUAUUAUAGCCCCGCUUUCUGUAACUGUUGAAAAAGAAAGAGAAGCUAAAAAGUUCAAGACAGCCAUGUACGAUACAUUUGUAUAAUUCAAUUAUCUCUUACUUAUAAAUUUCACUGAAAAAAUUGCUUGAUAGAGCAAAGGUUGGAAUAUUUCAAUACAAACAUAAAGAUUGUAAGAAAUACCUUCAUUUAUUCAAUCAAGGAGGUUGAUUCAAAAAACAGAUAAUAAAUUUAUAACAAUUAAUAUCAAAUUUUGGUUUUGUUCUUUAGCUAUGUUUUUUCAGAGGUGUUCACGGCCAUUUUUGUUUAAAUAAACGGCCACUUAUAUUAUCGGUAAGAGGUAUCUUCUUACUUAUAAAAGGUGAGGGAAGGGAGGGAAGAGGGUACUCAGAAAGGGGACGUUACAUUUGAAUUUGUUCUAAAACAGCUUUUUUUCCGUCAAAACCUUUUUUCUGUAAGAAAAUUAUACAUAACUAGAGUAGUGAUAAAAAUUACAACAGUCUCCUUGUCA